This is a messenger RNA of Ipomoea nil (Japanese morning glory), 1933 nucleotides long. RefSeq names its product protein ROOT PRIMORDIUM DEFECTIVE 1. NCBI's taxonomy places the organism in Eukaryota, Viridiplantae, Streptophyta, Magnoliopsida, Solanales, Convolvulaceae. Bases 400 to 1680 code for a protein of 426 amino acids. Gene Ontology annotation, molecular function: RNA binding. The record is from RefSeq and is a predicted model, not a curated record. The transcript has 5 exons.
GCCGCCGCUCAUACACCUUCGGUGACGAUCAAAGCCGACGGAACCAGGGGGCCGAAGCUUUCGAUUAUCGCAGCCGCCAUGGUGGAUGACAGAACUUUCCCUGUGAAGCCUAAGCUCAAACCUACUACUCUCAAGUCUACGUCAACUCCUGAAUCCAAAUACUGGAAAUCAUUCAAAACCCCAGAGGAACUCCAGAAUCCUCAACAUCACUGCUAAUCUUCAUGUUCAUAUUCGAGAGCUCGAGGAAGAAGUGAAUUUACUGAAGAAUCUCUAACAUCCGAAUAUUGUGAGGUAUGGUGUACAUAUGGUAUAUGGUGAACAAAUCUGCAGCUGCUGCCACCAAGUGUGAUUUGCAAUUCAACCUCGUACUGGUGUGGCCCCCUCCUGUGGCAGAGGAGAAUGAAAAUCCUACAGAGACUGCUUGUAAUCAGCAGUAGGAAAAACACCUCAAAUACAUCUCCACUUUCAUUUGGGCCAUUCAACUCUGCCACUCAAAUUCGAUGGAAGAAGCCAGCGGAUACUGCUCAAACCCGCCUUGAGAAUCGCAUCAGAGACUUGAAGCUCGACCGUAUUACAGCCCAGCACUGCCAACUCAAUCUCAUCCUCAACCUCCAUCGCCUCGUCUCUGCCAAAAAACGUGGCCAUUUCAUCUCCGUACAGUCCCUCUCUAAGUGGGCACCGCAUGCUGGCAUAAAAACCCUAACCGCUGGAGCUCUCCUAAGGAAAUACCCUCAUGUUUUUGAGGUAUUUACGCACCCUGCCAAGCAUAACCGAUGCUGCAGGUUUACUUCGAAAUUUGUGGGACUAAUAAGAGAAGAAGAAGAUAUAAUCGCUCAACUCGAAGAAGAAGCUGUUAUACGAAUAAAGAAGCUUUUGCUCAUGUCUGUGAAUGGCACCCUUCAUUUGCAUGCUCUUAGAAUGAUUCGAAAUGAAUUGGGUUUGCCUGAAAAUUUUCGAGAAUCAAUAAUUAGAAAGUUUGAAACGGAAUUUAAAAUGGUGGAUUUAGAGAUUGUGGAAUUGGUUGACAGGGACACUAGGAGUCCAUGUUUGGGUGCUGAGGUUGAAAAGUGGAGGGAGAAGGAGUAUACAGACCGAUGGUUAAGUGAAUUUGAGGUCAAAUAUGCUUUUCCCAUAAAUUUCCCAACAGGUUUUAUGAAAGCACCGGGUUUUCGGGAGAAAUUGAGGAAUUGGCAAAGGCUUUCCUAUGUUAAGCCUUAUGAGAGAAUGGAGGUUGUUAAGUUGCGUACUUGUGGAGGGGUGGAACGGUAUGAGAAACGAGCUGUGGGAAUUAUUCAUGAACUUUUGAGCUUGACCAUAGAGAAGAUGGUCCCAGUUGAGAGGUUGGUUCAUUUCCGCAAGGACCUUGGAAUUGAAGUUAAUAUCCGAGAAUUGCUUUUGAAGCACCCAGGAAUUUUUUACAUAUCCACCAAGGGAAAUACCCAACUUGUUUAUCUUAGAGAAGCAUAUAGUAAAGGGUCCUUGAUAGAGCCAAACCCAGUCUAUGAUGUAAGAAGAAAAGUGUUGGAGCUUAUGUUGAUGGGAAGCCGUAACACUAGAGAAUUGAAAUUACAAAGGGAAGUGAAGGAUGACAUCGAUAAUGUUAAAGCCACUGAAAACAGAAGUAGCAGUGCAGAUGAUGACUUUGUAAUUCCGAUUCUAGAGAGUUUUGAUGAUCAAUAAGCUAAAAUCACUCUGACAAAGAAUCAUUGCUUUUGUGCAAGAGCUAAUUGUGCAUUCUGAGAUUAUUAUAGGUGAAAAGGAGGAAUUUUGAGUAUUAGUUAUAUUUUCCACAACAAAUUGAUUUCGUGAUGAGCAUGCGCCUAUUUUACUAGCAGUAAAUUGCUUCUUGACUAUGGUUCAGAAGGUUGCUUUUCCCUAUUUUCUGUCGGAAAAUGAUUUGCCAUGAACUUGCGUGACUCUGCUACUGCUGCCU